CUCUGUCGUUGCAGCUCGUAGCCUCCGUGUUUCUUUAUGGGAGGAGCGGUGCGACUUCCCCACUUCUGCCCCCACUAUGUAGGCUACUUUCUUACAUCCCUGCUUACGUUUGGCUGGCAAAGCCUAAUUUCCGCAUUCCCAAAUCCUCCCAGAUUGGGAUCACGUUUUAAAACCGGGCUGAUGCAACGAUUUCCACUUUUUAAAAUCUACUCUCGACCCUCGGCUGACCAGAAGAAAGGACAUUUGUUGCACCUGGGAUCAAAGUCAGCUGUGGUCACGACCGAGUCUGACGCGAUGCCAGGACGAAUCCCAGAUCCCACGGUGACAGCAGGCUCCCUGCCCAGCCUGGGUCCACUGGCUGGGAUCUCAGCCACCACGCUGACUGACAAGCUAAAAUUUGGUGACUUCCAGGAGUUUGGCACAAUGUUGUCACCUCUGCACUUCCUGGACAGUCUGGGGAAGAGGCCCCUAGUGAUCAAAACAGAGAGAGAUGAAGAGGUCGACAGGAGGAAACGACGGCGAGAGAAAAACAAAGUGGCUGCAGCUAGAUGUCGAAACAAAAAGAAGGAGAGAACAGAUUAUCUACAAAAGGAAUCAGAGAGACUAGAGAUGUUGAACUCCGAUCUCAAAUCCCAGAUCGAGGAGCUGAAGCUCGAACGACAGCAACUGAUCCUCAUGCUUAAUCGGCAUCGCCCCACAUGUAUUGUCAGGACAGACAGCGUCAAAACCCCGGAGAGCGAGGCGAACCCCCUGCUGCAGCAGCUGGAGGCCAAGUGAAGGUGCGACGACUUUGUACAGUUUACAGUUGAGAAGAAGCAGCCAACUAGCAGCACUUAGAGCUGGAGGAGAGCCGGCCAAGACCUCCCACCUUAACUCAGAGCGCUACGCCACAGAAUGUGGAUCAAAUAACAAUGGACACUGUUUAUUGCAGUUAAAUCAUAUAUAUUCUUUGUGUUUGUCUCUCUUGCUCUCCCAUUUAUUUGUCAUUGUGGUCAUCAGAGCUCCAGCCGCUGUCAGUAUGAAGUUGAACAAAGAAACAACAACAACACAGCUAUUGGCACAUUACUUUACGUUGUAUACAUUCAGUUUGUUGUUUAACAGUGGAUCGUACUAUAUGUAUUCUUAUCUUUAGCGUUCGCUUCAACAUAUUUCCAGCAACUAAAAUGGACAUUUUCGACUAUUGAGAACAGUUUCAGCUCAGCAAUUCAAUUUGUGAUUUUUAAUUACACAGCCCCGUUUUACUAUUUUUAAUCUUGCCUUUGUUAAAGUGCAUGCUGGGAAUCCUAGGAAUUUUAAGUGAAAUUCAACUAGAGGAGAGCAAAUAGGUAGACUUAAUAGAUAUAUUUAGUUUAAUUUGCUCACUCAAUUAAGAAAAUAGUAAAUUCUCUAUUUUUGAAUAUUUACACAGCCAGAAGUUUUGUUUUUUUACUACAUAAUGAACCUUCAUGAUUCAUGGUCAUUUUUGUUCUUUCAUUCAUUUGGUGGCUGAGCAGUUUUUUCUUUUUUUCCCUAUGUUUUGGCGCAGGCGUCACAUAUGCACAUAUAUAUGUAUAUCUCUCUUUCUAUAUAUAUAUGGACUGUUUACAUUGUACUUUAUUUUCUGUUAGCAUAUUGUUACUACCAAUUAUGUUUUUUAUACUUUUGUAUAUGAUGUUAUAUAAGCAUAUAAGCUAUCAAAA
Anoplopoma fimbria (sablefish) is the source of this 1679-nucleotide messenger RNA. It is a transcript of the gene jdp2a, whose product is annotated as Jun dimerization protein 2a. The transcript is spliced from 4 exons. Gene Ontology annotation, cellular component: nucleus. The record is from RefSeq and is a predicted model, not a curated record. Gene Ontology annotation, biological process: regulation of transcription by RNA polymerase II. Gene Ontology annotation, molecular function: RNA polymerase II cis-regulatory region sequence-specific DNA binding; DNA-binding transcription factor activity, RNA polymerase II-specific. NCBI's taxonomy places the organism in Eukaryota, Metazoa, Chordata, Actinopteri, Perciformes, Anoplopomatidae. Bases 37 to 777 code for a protein of 246 amino acids.